CGUCCUGCUGUCCUCCUCCCCGCCUUGUUCGGUGGCCGCCCCCCCACCCCUGCCCCCUCCUAUGCGCUGUCUGUGGUUGACUGUGCUGUGGGGGAAUGGUGUAGUUCACCAAAAUUUGGGCUUGUUGCUGACAGGUACCACUACUGCGAGAAGUGCUUCAACGAGAUCCAGGGAGAGACCGUUUCCCUGGGCGAUGACCCCACCCAGCCACAAACGUCUAUAAACAAGGAUCAGUUUGAGAAAAAGAAAAACGACACACUGGACCCUGAGCUGCUAGUUGAAUGUAUGGACUGUGGACGCAGGAUGCAUCAGAUCUGCGUUUUGCACAAUGAAACAAUCUGGCCAGCAGGUUUUGUUUGUGAUGGCUGUUUAAAGAAGACAAACAAGACGAGGAAAGAGAACAAAUAUUCUGCCAAAAGGUUGCCCCAGACGAAGCUGGGAACCUUCCUGGAGUCAAGAGUCAACGACUUCCUGAAGCGCCAGGCCCAUCCUGAAUCCGGAGAGGUCUUCAUCCGGGUCGUCCACGUCUCUGAUAAAGUGGUGGAAGUCAAACCAGGAAUGAAGUCCAGGUUUGUGGACAGUGGAGAGAUGUCCGAGUCGUUCCCUUACAGGACCAAAGCUCUUUUUGCCUUUGAGGACAUCGACGGUGUGGACGUCUGCUUCUUUGGUAUGCAUGUUCAGGAGUACGGCUCUGACUGCCCUCAGCCCAACCAGAGGAGAGUCUACAUAUCCUACCUGGACAGUGUUCACUUCUUUCGGCCUCGCUGCCUAAGAACAGCAGUUUACCAUGAAAUCCUCAUCAGCUACUUGGAGUAUGUCAAGAAGUUAGGUUACACCACCGGUCACAUCUGGGCUUGCCCGCCUAGUGAGGGCGACGACUACAUCUUCCACUGCCAUCCUCUGGAUCAGAAGAUCCCAAAGCCCAAGCGACUGCAAGAGUGGUACAAGAAGAUGCUCGACAAAGCCGUAGCGGAGCGGAUAGUACACGACUACAAGGAUAUUUUCAAACAGGCGACGGAGGAUCGUUUAACCAGUGCCAAGGAACUGCCUUAUUUUGAGGGCGACUUUUGGCCCAAUGUGUUGGAGGAGAGUAUCAAGGAGCUGGAGCAGGAGGAGGAGGAGAGGAAGAAGGAGGAGAGCAGUACUUCUAAUGAGAGCAUUGAUGAUGCAAAAAGCGACAGCAAAAAUGCAAAGAAGAAGAACAACAAAAAGACGAGCAAGAACAAAAGCAGCUUGAGUCGCUCGAAUAAGAAGAAACCCGGGAUGCCCAACGUUUCCAACGAUCUGUCGCAGAAACUUUACGCCACGAUGGAGAAACACAAAGAGGUGUUCUUUGUGAUCCGGCUGAUCGCGGGUCCCAUGGCAAACGCCUUGCCCCCCAUCGUGGACCCGGACCCCCUGAUGGCAUGUGACCUGAUGGACGGUCGGGAUGCGUUUCUGACACUGGCCCGGGACAAACACCUUGAGUUCAGCUCAUUGAGGAGGGCCAAGUGGAGCUCCAUGUGCAUGCUGGUGGAGUUGCACAACCAAAGCCAGGACCGUUUUGUUUACACGUGCAACGAGUGCAAGCACCAUGUGGAGACCCGCUUCCACUGCACUGUCUGUGAGGAUUACGACCUGUGCAUCACCUGCUACAACACUAAGAGCCAUGAGCACAAGAUGGAGAAGCUAGGCCUGGGCUUGGACGAUGAGAGCAGCAACCAGGCCGCUGCCACCACCCAGAGCCCAGGAGACUCGCGCCGCCUCAGCAUCCAGCGUUGCAUCCAGUCCCUGGUCCACGCUUGCCAGUGUCGCAACGCCAACUGCUCCCUGCCGUCCUGCCAGAAGAUGAAACGGGUCGUCCAACACACGAAAGGCUGCAAGAGGAAAACCAACGGCGGUUGCCCCAUCUGCAAGCAGCUCAUUGCAUUGUGCUGCUACCACGCCAAGCACUGUCAGGAGAACAAGUGUCCAGUGCCAUUCUGCCUGAAUAUCAAGCACAAGCUGCGGCAGCAGCAGCUACAGCACCGGCUGCAGCAAGCCCAGAUGCUGAGGAGGAGAAUGGCCAGCAUGCAGAGGGUUGGCCAGGCCCCUCCGGGCGGCCCACCUGGGGGGAACGGGCUGCCGUCUCCGAGUGGCAACAACGGAGCAACCGGUCCGGCCACCCCAACAUCCAUUGGUACGCAACCUCCGACCCCGCAGACCCCCACCCCGGGCAGCAUGCCUCCACUUUCUCAGCCACAAGGAGUUCAGAUGGGCGGGAUGGUCACUCCGGGUCAGCAGCCAGGUGGUGCGAUGACCCCUCAGCAUCACCACCAGCAGUUCCAGGCAGAAGGUAUGAUGAUGUCUCCCCAGCAGCAGAUGGUGAAUCAGCAGCAGCAGGCACCCAACGUGCAGCAACUGCAGCACCCUGGAGGUUUACCUCCGUACAACCCCAGACCACCGGGGCCGGCGUCUCUCCAUCAGUCGCUAGGGAAACCUGGGUUGGGUCCAGCCACCCCACCCCAGCAGCAGCAGCAGGGGCAGGGGUCCAUGCCUGUACAGAGCCAGCCGCAGGGGCCUCCUCUAGCUGCAGUAGAGACUGCCCUAAAGAUCCAACGACUAGCAGAGACCCAGAGUCGGAUGGCUCAGGCCCAGGCGCAGAUUCGUGGCUUGGGGCAGGGCGGCAUGAUCCCCCAGCACCCCCACCACCAGAACAGCCCAGCACAGAUGGUAAUGCCCCACAUUGGGGCCCAGGGCAUGGCCCCCCAGACUCAGGGAGUGGUUGGCAGGACUAUGUUGGAAUCGCAGCAACACGGGAUGGUAGCUGGCACACAACCCCAGCUGACCUCUCAAAUUCAGCAACCACUUCAGCCAACAAACCAGCAGUGGGGGGGCCCCAGAGGGCCGACCAUGAACCCACAAACAAGGACAGCUAUAAUGGGGUCUAUGCCCCCCCAGCAGCAGGCUGCCAUCACUCAGCAGCCGCCGCCAAUGAAUCCGCAGCAGACCCAAGCAGGAAACCGAGGUUUGAUGCAGGUGUUGGGUGUAUCAGAAGGGGCAGCAGGGGCCCCUGGGCUGAUACAAGGAGGUGGAACGGGUAACCUGCCCCAGGGAGCAGUACAGGAGCUUCUGCGUACCCUCCGCUCCCCAACCUCACCCCAGCAGCAGCAACAAGUCCUCAACAUCCUGCGCUCCAACCCAACUCUGAUGGCCGCCUUCAUACGCCAGAGAACGGCCCGGUACCAAGGUUCUCAGGGAGGCCCUGGGGGGCCACCAGCUGGGGGCCCUGGAGGUGUAAGGUUCCCAGGCUCUGCUGGAGGCUUGCCCAAUGUAGGGGGACCUGGAGCCAACCAGCUUGGCAACUUGGAUGGGCAACAACAGGUUAACGUUAACCAGAUGGGGAUGAAUAUCGCUCAGGGUGGAGCCGGGGGAGGCAACAUGCCCACCAUGGCUCAGCUGCAGCAGCUGCAGCAGCAACAGCAGCAGCAGCGUCCCAUGUUGCAACAGCAGAUGGCUGCUCUGCAACAGCAGCAACAGGGAGCAAUGCAAGCUGGACAACAAGGCAACCUGGCAAAUAUGAAUCCUCAGUUCAGAGAGUUGCUAAUGAGGAGACAGCUACAGCAACAGCAGCAGCAACAACAGCUGCAGCUGCAGCAGCAACAGCAGCUACAGCAACAGCAGCAGCUACAGCAACAGCAGCAACUACAGCAGCAACAAAUGGCGAACCAUGGGCCGUUCCAGCAACAGCAGCAAGCGCAGCAGAGCUUCAUGCAACCUGGACAAGGACAGGCAGGGAUGCCUCCGUCCUCUCAGCCACAGCCUGCAGGGGGCGCUGUAGGGGUCCAUCAGCAGCAACAAGGACCACAGGGGGGGCCAGCUCAGCAAGGGUACCCCAUGUCACAAGUAGCUGCUGCGCUGCAGCAGAGGCUGCAUCAGGUACAGAUGCAGCAGAACAUGGGUGGUCACCAAGGACCAGAUCUGAGUGGGGGGGUUUCCGGGCCACCCCUGCAGCCCGGACAGGGUGCCUCAGGGCCGGGGCAGCAGCAGGGUGGAGUGGGAGUGCCACCGCUGUCCCAAGGCAUGGUUCACCAGAACUUCCAGCAGAGACUGCUGCAGCCAUCACACCUGGGGGGCGGCUCGCCCGCCCAGCACAGCAGCCCCAUGAGCCCCCAGAUGGCCCAAUCCCCCCACAUCCCGGGCCAAGGCGGCCUCGGCCCGGCAGGCUCACUGGGCAGCCAGGUCCGCUCCCCUCAGCCCUCCCCCCGGCCGCAGUCGCAGCCACCACGCUCCAGCCCAUCCCCGCGUAUGCAGCCCUCCUCCCAGCCGCAGCCCUCGCCUCACCGCAUCUCCCCGCAGACACAGAGCGGGUCACCUCACCCGGGCCACCUCGCCCAGCACCACCCCAGCAUGGCUCCGCCCCAGCCGCCGCAGGUCCAACAACAAGCUUUGUCCCAGCAGCAGCAGCCACCAGGGGGCUCCGUGGAUCCCAGUCAAUUCAGUGACCAGAACUCCAUCAUGUCCCAGCUGAGCGGGAUGGCAGGGAUUCACGGAGGGCAAGGCACGCAGCCAGACAUGCUGGGGGGAAACAAUAACAGCGGCAGCAGCAACAGCCAGGAGCUCAACCACAAUCUCAUGUAGCCUCGCCUCGACUUUUUGCUCUGACUCGUUGCCCCUGAUGACAAACUGCCACACAGCGAGCCGGGGCUUUUAAAAGUUUUUAUUUUUUAUUUAAACAUUUUUCUGAUGUAUAAAUACGAACUAAAGCUUCCUUCCUAUGGGAGAUGCGACGUUAAUCUUAGAAAUCAAUAAGUGGAUAAAUUAAAAACAAUGGUAAGUUAUUGCUGUUAAUAUAUAUAUAUAUCUAUAUAUUUUUGUCAACUGUGUACAAAAAGGCAGAAGGGUAGAGUUUCUGGUGGAGAUAUUUCUUCCUUAAAUAUGACAAUAUUUUCGGGGACUGAGUAUUUUGCCUUUUUAAGAUUUCAAAUGUGGUUAUAAAAAAGUUAAAGUGAGUG
This is a messenger RNA of Poecilia latipinna (sailfin molly), 4973 nucleotides long. RefSeq names its product CREB-binding protein-like. Lineage: Eukaryota; Metazoa; Chordata; Actinopteri; Cyprinodontiformes; Poeciliidae. The transcript has 12 exons. The annotation marks the transcript as partial. The record is from RefSeq and is a predicted model, not a curated record. Gene Ontology annotation, biological process: positive regulation of transcription by RNA polymerase II. Gene Ontology annotation, molecular function: chromatin DNA binding; transcription coactivator activity; histone acetyltransferase activity. Gene Ontology annotation, cellular component: transcription regulator complex; histone acetyltransferase complex; nucleus.